CAUCACGAAUUCAACACUGUUGUCGGAAAAUCAUGCACCACCGUCUCUGGUCGCCGGAAAACUGCUCCACCGUCGCCAGAAAAGUUGACAAGAAAACUCUCUCUCUCUCUCUCUCUCUCUCUCUCUCUCUAAAAUCCUAACUGGGACAAAAAACCCCACGGUGGGAGAAAUUCCCAGGAACGGCGGCUGCAGGCGGGGAGGGCGGAGGCCGCACCUUUUUUUUGUUUUUUAAUUUAGUUGUUAAAUAAAUAAAAUAAUUAAUUACCACCUUACCCUUCAUUAAACUAGAUAAAUCUGAACCAUUGGAUUUUAAUGAGUUUCAAUGACUUAGAUUGACUUGGUCAUGUGACUAAAGGACCCCUUAGUCACCUGAUCUUAGCCCGGAAGGAAGCUAUUUGUGGGAAUCGACAGUAUGCAUUUUAUUCAAUUUUCCCAGAAGCAUAUAUACAAAGAGGUCAACUGUACCUGUACGAAGUCGCUAAACAAUGCUAACGAUCAAGUAAAACUAAGUAAUUAGAUUAACCAAUGUAACAACGGCAAGUGGCAUAACUGGACUAAGUUCGUCUAUAUAAUCCCCACUUCCCCUAUACAUCCUUUGGUCCCCCAACAAUCCAAAAAUUCCCCUUAACUAUCCCCAAUCCCAAGUUCCCUUAUAGCUCCUCAUCCCGCACAAUCAAAUUGUGAAUUCCGCCGCACAAUCAUCUCAAUCCCUCCUCCUCCGUGACAAGCUCAACCUCGUGUCCGACAAAGGUACGGAUCUGGAACAGGGAACCAGAAAGUCGCUUCCCCAUUCUCCUCCGUCCUCUUCAAUCUUCCUUCUGGCGAGGAUGGCGACGACUACUUUGAGGACAACCUGCCUUCCGGCUCCCACUUCCCAUCUCCGCUUCGUCGGUCAUCAGUUGAUGGAGAAAAGCAAAUUGUCCGGUUGUUGCUGCCUUUCCCCACCACCGCUGCCGCUCCCAUCCUCCCUUCUCUCUUUGUGUUCGCUGUCUCGAUAGAGAGAGAUAUAGCAAACUCUGGCGGCUCGCUUACUGGAGCUCCGACGGAUUAUUGCAGUCAAUAAUGAUGUGAGGAGGGGUCAAAUAGAUGGAAAAGAUUAGAAAGAGGCUGGUGCGUUGCUGGGGAGAAGAAGAGGCUAGAAGCAGAUGAGAUUCUUUUUUUGAUAAGCGAAGCAGAGGAGAUUAGAGAUCUAUGGGAAUGCUUAAAUUCUCUUUUUUUCCCUUUUCAUAUUGGUGUUUAUUUUUUAUUUAAUAUUACUUAAUAUAAAAGAAAUUACACAUAAGCAUUAUGUGCUGCCAUGCAGCUUUUGGUUUAAUUUGGUGAUGACGUGUGCGUUGAGUAGGAGCCUAGUCAGCGAACAAUCAAAGAAGCUGACGGUGUUACUAAUAUCGUUAAAGUAUCUAACGGAAAUGGCUAUAUUUUUACUACACCAACUACAAAAUCUGGCUAUAAGUGGUAUUAUCCAAAUUUGCCUAUUGUUGUCACAAACAUGAAAGUUUUGACUAUACAAGUGUAUUUUAUAAAAAAUAAAUGAACACCUUUUUUAAAUUGAGAGGAAGAUGAGAAAGGGAGCGAUAGAAUGAAGGAGUGAUGAAUUGUGGCAGUGGCGGUGCAAAUAUGAACAAUGAUUGGCGCGACGACUGUAUAACAAAGAAAGCGGACGAUGACUUAGGCUGCGGUGGGAUUGGGGGUUGGGAUUUUCCAUAUCUGACGAAAUUAACUACUCUUGCGUUGAAUAAUGUCUUUCUUUGUAUGGGCAGAUUAUUGUCUGGAAUGUUCUUAUCCAUCAUCGUUGUCGAUCAUCAUGCCAAUAGCUUUUACCGCAUCUAACGACAGUGGUGAAAGGGCGGGGACGCGGAUAGCUGACGUGGACUGCAGGGUAUUCCCUGCCUUCGUGGACUGCAAUGAAUGCCCGCAUUUUUCCAUGUCAGCAAUCCGCAUCCCCGUCCCUUCACCGUUGCCCUUAGAUGCGGCGAGGCAGAGAUUAUGGUUUUCUUUUCAUAUCCGACGCCUCACCGCAUUACACAGUAGCAGUGAGUGGUUUCCCGUUUUUGAGUAAAGUGGUGAUACCUUCCCCACUUCAAACAAAAAUGGUGAUCAUUUCCCCUCGUUUAACACAAACAGUGAUAUGCUUGACUGUUGUAGACAACGGCGGUAAAUGUAAAACAUGUAUAGAUUUGGAAAUUUUUUUAUAACGUAUGUAUUUUGAGAAUUAUUUUUAACAACGUGUGUAUUUUUGGAUUUUUUCCGAAGAUAUGUUUUGGAGAGGUGAGUGGUUGUGAGAAAAAGGAAACGAAAUAGAAUUAUGUAUUAUAUUAACUAGUACCGGGCCCGGCUCUUGUCCGAGAGAGUUUGAUUAUUAUAUAUUUUGAUGUGUUGUUGUCAUUUUUUCGGUAUAGAUAAAAAGAUAUAUAGAAAUGAAUAACAAAUAUAAACAACUAAUAGGGAAAUUUAGAAAGUAAAUGGUGUCUAUUUAUUUUGUAUUUCAUGUAGGACAACAUGAGAGUUUUUUUUUCCAUUACACACACAAAAUCAAUCUUAAUCAUAAAAGAAAAUGAUUUUCCAUUCAUGUAGUUUAAUCAAAUAUUUUUUCUCAAUAGUUAUCAUCUUUAUUCAUCACGGUACGUUAUAGAUAUGAAAUUAUAUCAUGUGAAAGAAUAUAUAGGGCACAUUAGAGAUUGAUCAACAAUAUGAAGUAGCAUGUUGAAGAUGUACCAUGAUGACGUGGGAACCACCCUCGAUACAACAUUAACCUUAUUUAUUUUGCACAAACUAAUAUGCUAUAGAAUCUGUGACCAUUUUUCAUCCAUGCAUGAGAGUGUCGUUGUAGAAGAUGUUAGAGAAACAAGAAAAUCACCUAGUGCCAAGAUUCAGAGUGAGCAAUCUUAACAUGAAUCAAUGGCUCGAGGCAUAAAAGAAAAAAUCAAACGAGUAUUUUGUGCACUGCAGAAGUUAUACUUAAAAGUUGAGCAUUUUGAUUCCUCAUUGUUAACUUCAGUAUUAAUAUUUUAAUAUGAAAGUAGAGGUACACAAAACAGUGGGCAAUGGAGAGCAAAUUGAUCUCAAAUGCUCAAUACAUGGGAGCUCACUUUGAAGACCAAAUGUUAAAGUAACUUUGUGCCUUCAUGUUGCAUCUUGUUCUCCAUAAAAUCCAUAGCAUAUUCAAAUGUGAAACAAAAUCCUUUAAUUAUGCUCUCAAAACAAAAAUAGGGAAAGACAAUUAGAUAUAAAAAGAGAUUAUACCGCCAUCUAUAAUCUUAAACACUUGGGGGAGAUGAGUGAGUUUGAAGAUGAGAGCCAAAGACAUUGUCAAAAAGAGGUUCAUUGAAAAUUCAAUAUCAAGAAAUCCAAUAAGAGUUGUACAUGAAAAAAGUCUUGUGUUUCCUAGUCAAUUAGAUAGCCAAAAGCCAGAGAAAUAGACAAAAAAAAUUAUAACUUUCGAAUUUGAAAGUCUGAUACAUGAAACAAAAAACCAUUAAUUUAUAGUCUGUGUUCAUCCCAUGACUUAACCCUUAUCCCUAUCCACAUAACAAUAUCAACACAAUUCUAUCUAUGACCAUUUAACCAAUAGGUUACAUAACAAAACUAUAGGAUAUAGAUAAAGAUGUUCACAAAUCACAACCACCAAACAAUAGAUCCACCAUUCAUUAAUCCUCAAGCUGUCAAGCAUACAAUUAGAUGGAGUUUAUCUCCACCAAAACAUAAACAUAUAGCAUGGGGUUUGGAUUCAAUCAUUAAGCUAAUUAUUUCUCAAAUUUCUUAACUUAAUAGAAAUUAUUAGAUUAAUCAAGAAGAAAAAACCUAAAAGAGAAAUGUCGAUAUUCUAAAUUAAUAAUUAGUUUAAUAAGUAUUUAAAAAAUAAAAAUGUGAAACUUCAAUCUCUCACUCUUUCUCUACCACGUUCAAAUCGUGGCAGAACCUCUCAUUUUGUACCUUUCUAUUUUCUCAUGCCGUCCGACACAUUUGCUUCUUUCCAAAAUAAAUUUUUGGUUAACCU
Linum trigynum is the source of this 3997-nucleotide messenger RNA. Lineage: Eukaryota; Viridiplantae; Streptophyta; Magnoliopsida; Malpighiales; Linaceae. The record is from the annotation of a GenBank genome assembly.